Molecule: messenger RNA, 1677 nt
Organism: Lolium rigidum
Lineage: Eukaryota; Viridiplantae; Streptophyta; Magnoliopsida; Poales; Poaceae
Product: putative F-box protein At3g44060
Exons: 5
Coding region: 165-1574 (469 amino acids)
Molecular function (GO): protein binding
Source: RefSeq, a predicted model, not a curated record
CCCUCUUUAACCCGGAUCCGCGCACUUGUGUUCCAGAACGGGCCGGCAGCCACGCCACUCUUCUCCUCGCGUUUACUGGCGUGGAGCUGCCCUUUUUCUACCAUCACAACACCGCCUGGAAAUCGCCUGGGGAAGAUUAAUCUCUUGAUCAAUUGUUCGGUCUAAUGGCUAAGCGAAUGAAGUCAUGUCACAGAGCAGCAAAGCUGGCCCCAAAACGAAAACCAGUCAUGUGUCAAUUUGACAGUAUUCCGGAGGAUGUUCUGUUCAUGAUACUUCAGUUGUUACCGCUGAGAGAUGCUAUGCGUACCGGUGUUUUGGCUCAAAACUUGCUCCGAGCUUGGAGAUUCUACCCUAAUUUAGAGUUCACUACAAAGGCUCUGGGUCUGAACAGACGGGUGCACAAGGAAAGGAGGAGGGCAAAGUUUGUCAGGUGCGUUAACGGCAUCGUACGACAUCACGCUGGAACUGGAGUGAAGUCAUUCGUCAUCAAGCACAACCUCCACAAUCACAAGUAUGCCAAUUAUCUUGACCGUUGGAUAUACUUUGCAGUAAGUUCAGGUGCCAAAGAACUUACACUUGAUCUGCGUCCAAGGCGGGUAAUUCACCGUAUCCAGUACACUUUCCCGUCCUCGAAUUUUGCUGCUCCACAACCUACCUGUGUAGAGCAUCUCAAGCUUUGCUAUUGCUAUUUGAGGCAGCCAGCAUCAUUCAGUGGCUUAAGAAACCUGAGGACACUUGAUUUGAGCGUUGUAUAUAUAACUCAAGAAGAUCUAGAGAGCUUGUUGAGUUGUACCCUUUCUCUCGAACAGCUGAAGUUAAGUCGGUGCCCACAAAUAGAGCAUCUCAAGAUCUCUGAGAUGCUCUGUAAGCUAAACCACCUUGGUAUUCGGUUAUGUCCGUUAAAUACAUUGGAAAUCCGUGCUCGAAGUCUGGUCACCUUUGACUACUGUGGAUGGUCGAAUUUCAAAACUGUAAUAUGUGAGGCAUCUCUGUUGAAGGAGGCACGCUUUGAGUUGAUUGCAGGGGAUGCUGCAGAUUAUGCUCUUUCUGAACUUGCGCCUCUUAUGCCUAAUCUCGAGACAUUGUAUCUAGUUGGAUGUACCCAGAUGAUUAUUCCAGCGAGGGAUCCAACCAACAAAUUUUCUUCCCUCAAGCACUUGGAGAUGAAAAUGGACAUGUCAUCAAGGAAACAUGGUCUUCUCUGCCUUGUUUCGUUUCUUGAUGCUGCCCCUUUUUUGGAAAAAUUUAUUGUGCACCUCUAUGAAAAUUUGGUGUAUUAUGGGGAGGAAGCAGCGCUGAGAAGGCUUGAGAAACGUGAACCACAUAGAAAGCUCAAGGUUGCCAAGAUGAGUGGGUACGCUGGAACCAAAUCUAGCAUUGAGCUCGCACUGCAUAUCUUGGAGAACUCAACUGCCCUUGAGUGCCUGACUCUGGAUCCCAGGCUCGACAAAUUUGCGUAUAAAUACAUUUACUCUGAUGACGUAAGUGAAGUUACCUGGAAACUAUAUCACCUUUUCAUUUCCAAAUACCUUAGUAAGUCGGUCCCCUCGUAUGUUAGAUUAUCAUCUUCGUAAUCCUGGGAUGUGACUGCUCAUCACACGUGUAUUAUGCUACGUAUUUGUUUUCUUCUGCAUCGUAGUGGAAGAAUGUUUCAUGUGGAUUAUGUUUGAAAGAAUU